GUCACAAAAAAAAUUUCUUGCUUUUUUUAAUCUUAAAGGAGCAGCACAAAGUCAUCGAACUUCCCUUCAACGCUGGCGUGGGUUAUUUUUUCUAAAUUCACCCUUUUACCCACGAACUAACCACCGUUUAUGUUUAAUUUCGAACGGUUCUGUUUAGAGUAGUGAUUAGUGGCGCUGGAUAAAACGACGUCGCCUGUGUUCCGGCGCCCUGAGGCUAAUUUGGUAAAGUGCUUGUGUUCUAAGCAUUUUUACGAUAUCGAAGAAGAAACCCUAGAAUCUCUCAGGACUCUUGAUGGUUUGUUCAUGCUCGCAGAGAUGUUGGAGACCGUAAAAGUCCGAGCUCGGCCACACCUCUCUGUGUUCAUCCAUGGGGGGUUGUUUCUGGGAGCUGCAUCAUUUCAUUUGUUUGUGAUUCUGUUAUGUACUCUUCUUUGCCUUGUCACAUGUGGGCCCUGUUCUACAAGUAGGGUGCAACAGUCUGACGGUUACGAUGCAUGUGGGUCCCACAGAGACAGUUAUCGUGCUGACUUUCAAGAUAUUUUUGAUGGUGAUGUUACUUCAGGUUACUAUCCUGGUGAUUCGUUGACUCGCCCAAGUCCUGAGAAUGUGUGCACCAAUUCUAAUUUGUUUUGCUUCCCUUCAACAUUGGCGGGUUGUCUAUUUGAAGAGCAUAAAUUCAAACCAACUGCUUUAGAAGUUUCUGGGAGGCAAUCUGAUUCUGAAUCACCCAUGGGAUCAGCUAAGUUCACCAGAUGGACUAGUAACUCUAGCUGGUUAGCAGAUUAUGGUAUGUUUAAGUUAUCAAAUGGAAAGAGUGUUUCUUGUUCUCUGAACUCUGGAGAGACUAUCAAUUAUAUGUCAUCGGGUUGGGCGCAUAGUGCUAAUCAAAAUGAUAUUUCUUCCUGUAGAGGACCUGUACUUAACAAAAUGGGCUCAAGCACUAGCCUAGAUAGGAAAUCUGAGAUGAUCAAGUCCAGUUUUUUGGAAAGUUCAUCACCCUACAUAGAAAUAAAUCCUCCUUUACUGGAUUGGGGAGAAAGUUAUCUUAAUUUUCCUUCAUUGGCUUCCUUAACGGUGGCAAAUACAUGCAAUGACAGCAUUUUACAUGUCUAUGAACCAUUUAGUACCAAUAUACAGUUCUACUCAUGCAAUUACAGUGAUUUUUUCCUUGGGCCUGGUGAAGUUGCGUCAAUUUGUUUUGUGUUCUUACCUAGAUGGUUGGGAUUGUCCUCAGCUAACCUGAUCUUGCAGACGAGCUCUGGGGGUUUUGUAGUUCAGGCUAAAGGGUUUGCUAUUGAAUCUCCUUAUGGAGUACAACCUUUGACAGGACUGGAUGUCUCUUCCAGCGGAAGAUGGAGUAAGAAUUUGUCUCUGUUCAAUCCUUUUGAUGAAACCCUCUUUGUCGAGGAAGUAACUGUUUGGAUAGCUGUUUCUUUAGGGAAUACUUCCUAUUCUACAGAAGCAGUUUGUAGUUUAGAGAGUCUUCGGGGUUCUGAUGACCUUCAUUUGCUGGGUGGUAAGGAAUGGUUGGAUUUGAAAAGUGGUCGAGUUGAUUUGCCACUGAUAGCAAUGAGGCCCCAUGGAAACUGGGAGAUUGGUCCUGGUAGCUCUGAAGCAAUCAUAGAGAUAGAUUUUGCAUUUGAUUCCAAUGGAAAAAUUUUUGGUGCUUUAUGCAUGCAGUUGCUGAGAUCUUCACAGGAUAAAACUGAUACAGUCAUGGUUCCUCUUGAAGCGGAAUUGGGAGGGAAAGCAACCUUUGAUGCUCUUUCAGGUUCUCUUUCUGUCUCACUUGAGGCUCUUGUGCCAUGUGAUGCCAUGGAAACUGCUGUUUUUGCUCUCUCUCUUAGAAAUCUUGCUCCUUACCUGGUGAGUGUUGUCAAGAUUACUGAAGUCACAGAAAGCACAAAGCUUUUCCAGAUCAAAUACGUUGAAGGAUUAGUUCUUUUCCCUGGCACUCUUACUAAAAUUGCUGUAGUUACAUAUAAUCAACCACUCAUUUUGUCUGCUUUUCCUGAUAUGAAUAUGAAUUCAAAAUUACUCAUACUGACAAAUGACUCAAGUGGUCCUCAGAUUGAGAUACCAUGUGAGGAUAUAGUUCGCAUUUGUUCUGAUCAUCAACUGAGUUCAUACAUUGGACAAGUAUAUCAGUCUGAAAAGGUUGAAUCUGGCAAUGCAAGAGCAGGGUCUUUGAGCAGCAGCGCUGAAUUGUCAUCAGAGACUAAGGCGCUGGAUAUAGCAGAAGCAGAUGAACUGGUACUGGGAAACUGGAAAUCUCAAGCAACAACAAAUGGCAUGUCUGUGCUUGAUGAUCAUGAGGUUUUAUUCCCAAUGGUUCAGGUUGGAGCCCAUCACUCGAAGUGGAUCACUGUCAAAAACCCAAGCCAACAACCUGUUGUAAUUCAGCUCAUUCUGAACUCAGGAGAAAUUAUUGAUGAAUGUAGGGAUUCAGAUGGACCUUUCCAGCCCUCUUCAUCUGGUAGUUUGGUUCGUAGUGAGUCUGCUGCACCAACAAGGUAUGGGUUCUCAAUGGCUGAAAGUGCACUGACAGAGGCUUAUGUCCAUCCUCAUGGCAGAGCAUGUAUUGGGCCAAUUUCUUUUCAUCCAUCAAAUCGAUGUGGCUGGAGAAGCUCAGCCCUGAUAAGAAACAAUCUUUCUGGUGUGGAGUGGUUAUCUUUGCGAGGAUUUGGAGGGUUACCUUCUUUGGUUCUGCUCGAGGAGUCUGAGCCUGUUCAGAGCUUAGAAUUCAACCUUAACUUACCUAUUCCUUUUAAUAUUUCUUCUCCAGGCUUGUUAUUUUACAAGGAAGAAACCUCUAAUGGUUGUUCCCAGCCAUUAACAAAAGAGAUUUUCGCAAAAAACACAGGAGAUUUGCCCCUGGAAGUGAGGAGAAUUGAAGUUUCUGGGACAGAGUGUGGCUUGGAUGGUUUUAUGGUACAUACUUGUAAAGGUUUUGCUCUUGAACCUGGGGAGUCAACAGCACUUCUGAUAUCAUACCAAGCUGAUUUUUCUGCUGCUACAGUUUGCAGAGAUCUUGAACUUGGAUUGGCCACUGGUAUUCUUGUGAUACCCAUGAAGGCAAGUCUCCCUAUGUACAUGCUUAAUCUCUGUGAACGAUCUGUAUUCUGGAAGCGAGUGAAGAAGUCUUCCAUGGUUGCCUUCCUUGCUGCUUCCUUAAUGUUUCUGGUAUUCUGUUUCUUGCUUCCCCAACUUAUGGCCUUGGGCGCCCAAGAUGAUCUGUUCAAGAGUGAGAAAAGUUCCAUUGCCACCACUAGGAAUACAGGACAGCCUUCUCGUGUACAUCACAACCAGAGAAAUAGUAAAUUGUCUGUGUCUUCUAAAAUGGAUGGCUUGUUGAGGUCAGAAGAGGAUGACAGGUCUGGAAUGCUAGGACCUAUCAGUAGUUAUUCUGAUGGGCAAUUUGGGAACCAAGAACUAGAGGUAACUGCUCAAUAUGUGAAACCAUAUUUGAGAAAUCAUGGUCAAAUUAAUGGUUGGGCAGAUACUCAAAAGGAAAGGGCAUUGCCAUCCUCUUCACUGUCAAAGUCUGGGGGAGUUGAGAGCUCUGAUCCACUGGAAGCAUCACAAUCUGGUGACCUUGUAGUCAGGAUUGGAAAAGACAAGAGGAGAAAGCGACGGAAGAGAAAAGGUGCUGGUUCCGGAUUAACAGGACUUUUUGAAGUUUCUAGUAGUCAGAGUGGAAACUCUACACCUUCAUCACCCUUGUCCCCUGUCACAUCUUUGACUCCUAAACAGUCAUGGUCUCUAUCUCCUGAUGUGGACCAACAUAUUGAUGCUAGGAAUCCAUUUUCCCAUAUGGCUAACCAGAGCAGUAAGAAGGGCCAAGUCCUUGAACCUGCUAAAGCAAACGUAUUGAAGGCCAGGGUUUCUUUGAAAUCCAGUAACAAUUUUCUUUCCACACUAGAGCAGCCUUCCGAACCUAGAAAAACUUCUAUCAAACCUGUUGCUAUGCCUUCCACUACUCUUCCUUGCGAACAUAGGCCUGCCUCCAGUGUCUCGUCACAUUCUCCUUUUUUGGCUUCAUCAUCUACAAUUGCUCUGGAUGCUCGAGCUCCUGGAUCUAAACUAUACAGUCAGAAAGCAGUUCAAGCAGAGGAAAGAGCAGAGCAUGAGGAUGAAUUUACAUAUGAUAUCUGGGGUGAUCAUUUUUCUGGACUUCACUUGAUUGGUCGGUCAAAGGAGUUGUCUGCCUUGAUCUCCAGUGCUACUGAAAGCAACUCCGAUAGCUUCUUUUCAAGGGGUCCACAGGCCCUUGUAAUGAAGUCUCAACCAAUAUCUGUUUACUUGGCUUCUUUGAGAUGCGUGGUUUUGUGGUGCAUUGGACACACCUUGUCAAAUGAUAGAAAACCCCUGGCAACUUGUGUUCAUUAUUCCAUUUUAGAAAUUUUAUUUAUUAGCCUUGUACAGUUGUACACAUCCUGGCUUAAUUCCUGGACGUUCACGCUUGAGAAACACUUGAUUCCACAAACUUUUGUUUGUUAGAAGACCGUUAAAGAGUGGUGCUGUGUUUGUGUUGAUAAAAUAAAAUGACAUGUAAGACAGGAUUAUCCUCAACAAAGAGUGAUGUUGAUGGGAGAGGAGGGCUGGACUGGCUGCUGCGAAGUAGCAGGCAAUUGAGGAAAGAUGAGGCAAGAGUGUGGAGUAGACGGUGACCCGUGGGUUAGGAUUUCCAGGACCAUUUAGAGUGGUAAAGCCAAGUGGCAUUUAGACAGUGACUCACCAAUCCAACAGCAUGAUCAAUCUUCCCAAUCAUUGUGUACGGAAGGGAGUUGUACCAUUAUCAAGGUUUGGCCAUUUCCCUCAUGAGCAUUACUGUUUUGGACAGAUCAGAUUUGUUGUAUGUUUUAACGUCAACAGGGAGAUGGAAAUGUAAUUCUGUAGGAUCCAAUGAUCGCGUUUGGUUGGGUUGAUAUGUUGGUUCUGGCAAAUGAAGGGACCUGUUUGAAUGUGGUCCAGACCUGUUUCCACUUUUGGACCACAAUGGAUCGAAAAUGAGGACUCUGACUUAACUGGUCCAUUCUGCGUCUGCCUUGGGGUUCUGUGUUUGGCAGAGAUCGAGAGAGCUGCUGUCUUACCCAAAGGCAAAGUACAAGAAGGUGUUGGUUUUUGGAUAAUGCAGGCCAAAAUGAAACUGUUGGGCUUUCCACGCAUGGCUUUAGCCUAUUCUUUUAUGGAAUGGUUGAUUUCAACGAAUUUUUUUUUUUUUUAAGGAUAAGGUCUAGCCUGAUGGCCUCUGUACUGCAUUUGGUAGGAGGGAAGGACAUCCACCAUCUGCGUUUGGAUUAGAAAGAGUUCAUUACUAUUGACAAUUAGGUGGAAUUGGACGCAAUGAUUUCAGAUGAGUUUUGUACAAAUUGUAGACAUUCCAUUUUGUUUUUGUUUGGGGUUUAUAUAAUAGAUUGGGUAAAAUUCAGAAAUU
Malania oleifera is the source of this 5437-nucleotide messenger RNA. RefSeq lists its product as uncharacterized. The record is from RefSeq and is a predicted model, not a curated record. Lineage: Eukaryota; Viridiplantae; Streptophyta; Magnoliopsida; Santalales; Ximeniaceae. The coding region runs from base 304 to 4500 and encodes 1398 amino acids. The transcript is spliced from 5 exons. Gene Ontology annotation, cellular component: membrane.